AUGGCAAAUAAAGCAAAGAAAACUUAUGCUCUUAUACUUUUAUACUCGCAGUGUAGACCUAUGAAUAUUGCAGAUAUUAAGUGGCAUGUUUUAUAAAUAUUAUUUCAUAGCCUACUGUGAUAUAAAAUUUUCAUAAUGUCACAAAGUAUAAAUACUCCAUUUCUGAUAUAAUUUGCCCACUAUUUUUGAUAUUUAUAUUUUUCAAUCUUUUGAUCAAAUAAAAACGUAUUUUAUUUUUUCAGUUUUAUAAAACAACGUUUUUCCCUACUAUGAAAAACUAUGCAGAUCUGUACUAUCAAUCCGUAAGUUAAUAUAGCAUUCUAAAUAAUAAAUUGAAUUAAAAUUUUAAUUUAUUAUAAACAACAAUGUGUAACAUUACAACAUAUUGUAGAUCUGCAGACAAGCAACAACAACGACAAUCAAUUAUCGAAGAGAAAAAUAAAAUUAAUGUAAAUUAAAAUAUAACUUUGAAUAAAAUUAUUAUAGUAUUAGGUUAGUGUAUAUAAAAAUAUCGUUUUUUUUUUUCAAAUAAAAUUUUAAUCUUUUAGAUAAAUCACGAUGAAUGCUGCAAUUGCUGUUGUUGUACAACUCAACAUAUGUGCUAUGUAAGUGCUAUUAAGUACAUUAUCGUUAUAUCAAACAAUUAUUUCCUUAAAAAUUUCAAUUAUUUACAGAAAUAUGUACAGCCGGAAGUACCGAAGUCCUUCGCCCCAAUUCGCGUAAGUGUGAAACUUCAAUUAAAAUAAUUCUUUAUAUCACGUAUUUCGUAUUCUGUAAAAUAAAUUAUUAGCACCGAUUCUAAUCGAGAGAUCCUAAUUGACUGAAUCCUAGUCGAGAGAUUCUAAAAAUACAUUAUUCGAAGGACCAGCGAAUUUGGAAGAACAGUUGCAUCCAUAAAAAGCUUCUUUAAAGAUUUUCUUCUUUCCUUAAUAAUAUUUUAUUACAACUCAUUUUAAUACAACUCGUUUAUUAUUUCAGUAUUAUUGGAGAUCGGGUAUCCCAAUGGAUGAUAACACUACGUAUCGACUUUCCUACUGGGAAUGCCCGAGUGUUCCUGUAGAUCCUAUUUCACCCCAAAAUUGGCUAGUUGUCGGAGAUGGAGAAAUAUCAGACGAAACAACAUACAAAAACAGUUAUUUUAAUCACUUAUGCGUAAAACCUGAAUCACCUUGUAUACCUUGCGAAAAACAAUGGCUCGGCAGAGGUCCUAUACAAGAUGUUACGACUCAAAAACACGACUACACAUGGAAGACUAUACCGCAAAUAGAACCUUACAAAGCGCAAAAUAAUUUAUACUGUCCACCUGCACCGCUACUCGACGAUACAACAUAUAAAUUGAGUUACUAUCAGUCCGGUUGUAAUUUGCCCACACUGUCUUAUGCUCCCAUAAGAAAAUAUGUUAAGCCAGAUGUUCCAAUGGAAGAUCAUACAACAUACAAUCUUAGUUACUGGCCGAAUGAGCCUAUGAAAGAAGAACCUUUAUGGAAAAGAGAAGAAUAUAUGCCACCUGUCGAACCGAUAGAUGGGUGCACAACUUACAAAUUAAGUUAUUGGCCACAUUCGGAGAAAAGACGUUCACCAAUCAAGACACAGGAAAGUAAUAAUCUUUUAAAUGCUGGUUGUUGCACCGAUGACAACACAACUUAUCGUCUAAGCUAUUUCGGCUGUGGGGGAGAUAAACAAAGUCUGAUUCGUCAACCUGACAAUAUUCACUUCUCGUCUUGUCCUCUGUCUUAUGACACUAUACAUCGGGUUGCACUACUUACAGACUUUCCUUCUUAGAAAAUGAUAUUAAAUCGUUAACACCUACUCAAAACUAUGUACCAGUACGUGUGUACCGUCCGUCAGAUGUUCCAAUGAAAGCGGAAACUGUUAUGCAGUUGAGUUAUCAGCCCAUGAAGAGUGCAGAUAAAGUUGAAAAACCAUGGAGCGAGAAGCCUACUUAUCAAUUUCCAGUUACUCCAAUGGAAGAUAAUACUACGUAUAAUAUGAGGUUCUUUAUUUCAUAUAAAUUAAUUAUAAUCUAAUCUCUGAUUAAACAGACUGGUAAAUUAUAAUCUAAUCUCUGUUCAAACAAUGGUAAAUUAUUUCAAUUGCGAAAAUUUUCAGAAAUAUAGAAAAUGAAAUAUAAAAUAAAAAAUAAUAUUUAGUUUAAACACGUAUCAAACAUUAUAUUUACAUAA
Molecule: messenger RNA, 2183 nt
Organism: Heterotrigona itama
Lineage: Eukaryota; Metazoa; Arthropoda; Insecta; Hymenoptera; Apidae
Source: the annotation of a GenBank genome assembly